ACAUCACUCUCAUCCUCUUCACUCAACGCGCUUGCGUGCCUUGGCUACUGUGUACCAACCCAGAGACCGGCAGCUUAGCCAUGGCGUUCCUCCGGCCUUGCGUGGUGGCCUGCGCCGCCGCCGCCUUCCUCGUCGCUGCUGUCGGCGCCCAGUUGAUGGAUCCGGGCAAGCCGGACGGGAUCACGUGGAGCGCCGACGUGAUCCCCAUCGUGAAGCCCCAAGAGCAGCCGACCGUGGCGAGCUGCUACAACAAGGCCAACCCGGCGCAGGACCCCAUUUGCCAGAUCGAGGCGCGCCGGUGCCCCCCCGGCUGCCCCGACUCCUGCUAUGUGCACUGCCCCUCCUGCAAGCUCGUCUGCCUCUGUGAGCUGAUGAACACGGCGUGCUACGACCCGCGCUUUGUGGGCGGCGACGGCAACAAGUUCCUGUUCCACGGCCGCAGGGACGCCGACUUCUGCCUGCUCUCGGACACCAACCUGCACAUCAACGCGCACUUCAUCGGCAAGCAGAACCGGCAGGCGGGGGCACGGGACUUCACCUGGGUGCAGGCCCUGGGCAUCCGCUUCGGCGGCCACCGCCUCUACCUCGGCGUCAAGCGGACCGCCACGUGGGACAGCGCCGUGGACCGCCUCGUCAUCACCUUUGACGGCAUGCCCGUCGAGCUGGAGUCCAGCUGGACCCACCCCUCGGCGCCCGCUCUGUCCAUCUUCCGCACGGGCGCGGCCAACGGCGUCGUUGUGCGGCUCGACGGGCGGUUCCGGAUCGUGGCCAACGCGGUGCCGGUCACCGAGGAGGACUCCAGGGUGCACGACUACGGCUUGACCGCUGCCGACGGGAGCCUGGCGCACCUCAACGUGGCCUUCAAGUUCUACUCCAUCAGCGCCGACGUGCACGGCGUGUUGGGGCAGACGUACCGCUCAGACUACGUCAGCGCCGGGGGCGUCGACGUGGGCGCCAAGAUCCCCGUGAUGGGGGGAACCAGCAAGUACACGGUUUCGGACAUCUUUGGGACGGACUGCGAGGUGGCGCGUUUCGCUGGCGAGGAGGAUGUCAAGGCGGUGGUCGGCCUGAUCGACGAGCCGGCCGACGCGAUGUGCGGCAGCGGCAAGGGCGGCGCCGGUCUGGUCUGCAAGAAGUGAAGUGGGAAAGAGCCGGGCGUGCUGCUACGUACGUUAUCAGUACAGUAGCUCAGUUCGAUAUUUGGUUUCCGAAUAAAUCAACCUCUGGUACGUGAUGUCUUGUGUUGUUAGUCGUCGUGAGUGUGUAUGUAGGGCAACGAACGUUGGAAAGCCACGCGUUGCUCGGUGUGCCGGGCUAGGAUCGGAUCGGCAGGCAUGGUUCCAAGUUCAGAUGCAUGUCGACAGAAUCUUGGCUACUUUUCCCCAAUGUUUUUUCGAAUAAAGAUUGAAGAAUGAAGUUUGUGAUUCGCUUUUUA
Brachypodium distachyon (stiff brome) is the source of this 1435-nucleotide messenger RNA. RefSeq lists its product as uncharacterized. Bases 81 to 1139 code for a protein of 352 amino acids. The transcript has 2 exons. Lineage: Eukaryota; Viridiplantae; Streptophyta; Magnoliopsida; Poales; Poaceae. The record is from RefSeq and is a predicted model, not a curated record.